Messenger RNA from Metarhizium robertsii ARSEF 23, 1029 nucleotides. RefSeq lists its product as uncharacterized. Lineage: Eukaryota; Fungi; Ascomycota; Sordariomycetes; Hypocreales; Clavicipitaceae. The record is from RefSeq and is a predicted model, not a curated record. The coding region runs from base 1 to 1029 and encodes 342 amino acids. The transcript has a single exon.
AUGCGCUUAGCUGACAUUACUGGAAGAACCGUCUCUGCGCAUCUAUUCAACAAAACCAUAUUGGACAUUGCCGAAAUCUCAGCCGAGCAUGAAUACCAGGCGCUGAUGCUUCGUCUCACCACAGCGCCGCGACCAGAGCCCCUUUCGUCCUGGGAAAAGCUAUCACGAACCAUUAACAAGUCCCUCGGGCGGCCGGCCACUGCUGACGUUGGCAUUCUAGCGCGACACUUGGGCCGUCUUCGAGAUGCUGCGCAAAGACGGCUACCCGGAGAAGACGUCGAUUCCGUCGCCAUUUCGCUCAGUCCAGUACGCGGCCUACGACUAGAAGAUGUGGAAGACGCCCUCACACAUGUUGGCCUGAAAUCCUGGAUACGAAGUGACCAUGUACAGGCUGGGCUCGACCCCACGCUUCUCACGGAGCCUCAUGCGGUAUAUGCCACUCAUGGUCAAGGACUGUGCCAUGAGUAUAAGAAUCUCUUUGAGUGCUGGGAGGAAGAGGAACACUUUGCCCAAGAGACUCUGCUUGUCGCGGGGCUCACGCCCACUGAGCUACGCGUUGAAGUCGCCCAACUAAAGGCGCCGUUUGCUUGGAACCAAGCACUAGAGGACUACGUUGUUGAGCUCCGCGCCGGGUUGGACUCGUUGCCUGUUUUUGCAUCGCCACAGGCAUAUUGGGAAUAUGUCCAAACAACCCUGGAGGCGUUCCUCUCUCAGAUCCGGGGUCCUUUACCGACCAGCAUCAUGCUAUUGAGUGCCGACGCGACUCGGCCAGAGUUUUCGCAAGCCCUGAGGCACGCCUUGUCACAUUAUCACUACAUUGGAACAAAUCUGACCGAGCCCAAGUACCACACGGCCUUGCAGGGCUUCCCUGUUCAAUUUGGGCCGUCGAGGGGGGCGGCCCAGUAUGCACGCUGGAGGCGGGAGGCGCCAUUGGGCUGCAGGGAGGACAAGCGCUGUGACGACGAAAGGGAUAAGGAGAGGAGUGGCGUCAGUAAGCUUGUACCAGGAUUGAAAGGCGAGCUCAAAUAA